AUGAGUGCAGCAACAAAGGGUUUGAUUGAAUUUGUAAAUCCAUGUAAUACAAAAUAUAUCUACUUAGAUAAGCUACCAAAGUUUGUUAAAUAGGUUCAUUAACAAAUGAGAGAAAUUGAGGGUAGAUAACCUUUUGGUAAGGGAUUAUACCAUUGUAACAAUUACGAGAAUCUAAUAUAAAAACUGGCCAAUACAAGAUAACAAUAUCGAUAAUCCGUACAAAUAGAAAUUAGAAAAUAAAUUGCAUCAUAAGAAUAUCAAGCAUGGGCAAAUUAUAUUAAGGAUCGCAGCCUCGAAUUACCGGAAUAACAUAAAGUAACUGGAAAAUAGUUAAAUGAAUUGAGGAGAUCAUACGAUGUUUUUAUUGCAAAAGGAGAGAAUGGUCUAAGACCAUCUGAAUUGCUCAAUGUUUUCAAUGAUUACACUAGAGUCAAUUAAUUUACAAUACUGAUGGAUAAUUGGUGUGUGUUGUAAAUGGUGCAUUAUAGCAUGGGAUAUCCAAUGAAUAUGAAUAGAUUAUUAACAUUUGAAGAAAUAGCAACUUUAGUAUAAACAAAAGUUUUAGCAACUUAUGAAAGAUCUCUUGGAUAAGACCUAUUAUUUAGAGAGAUUUGCUCAUACGGUUAUUGGAACUUAUUUGAUCAAAGUAAAGGAUAUAUGAGUAUUAAAGAGUUUAGUAAUUUUGUUAAAAUAUUUAAAUAUAAUGUUGAGCCAACAUUAGGAGGAAUACUUAAAGAGUUUGGAUUUGCAGCAAAUCUAUUUUAGGGUGAAUUUGUAAAGGAAAUAGACCCAAAGGAAGACAUUGUGAGAUUCGAUUUCUUUAGAUAUUUAUUUUUAGAGAGAAAUUUAAUGAUCUGGAGGAAAAUAGAUCCUUAAGGAAAAUAGCCUGGUGACAGGGCAGCACAUUCUUGUGAUUUAAUUAUGGGAAAGCUAUAUAUUUUUGGGGGAUGGAAUGGAAUGAAUGCCCUUGCAGACAUUCACAUUUAUGAUCUGAAUCAAAAUUAAUGGACAGAGUUAUAAACAAAUGGAGAGCUUCCUUCUUAUAGGAACAAUCACACAACAGCAGUUUAUUAAACAAAGUUGUAUGUUCAUGGAGGACAUAAUGGAAAUACAUGGCUAGAUGAUCUUUAUUAUUUAGAGACAAAUGGAUAACACGGAUAAGCUAGUUGGUACAAGGUACAUCCACAAGGUUAGAUACCUACUGCUAGAGCUUGUCAUUCUUUGAAUAUAGUUUCUAAAAAACUUUACCUGUUUGGAGGUUACGAUGGUUAAGAAUGCUUUAAUGAGAUAGAAAUAUAUGACAUUUAAGAAAAUAGAUGGAUUUAACCAAGUGUGAUCGGAACAAUACCUACUGCUAGAAAUGCGCAUACAAUGACCAGAUAUAAGGAAAAUUUAUAUUUGUUUGGUGGCCAUUCUGGAGCACAACAUUUGUAGGAUCUUCAUGUGUUCAACACUUAUAAAUUGGAAUGGACUUAAGUUGUUACUAAAGGAACUUUACCUAAGGGAUUAAGAGGACAUACAGCCAAUUUAAUUUAAAAUAAUAUCUAUGUAUUCGGUGGGUAUGAUGGUUCAGGCAGAUCAAAUGAUCUUUUUAUAUUUAAUUUUUUAACAUAUUAGUGGGUGAUUCCGAAUCAUCAUGGAACUGGAACUUAUUUAUAAAUGGAGGAAGUAGCAUUGUCAUAGAUACCCUAACCUAGACAGAGACAUUCAGCAACUGCCACAGAAAAUGACCUGAUAUAUAUCUUCGGUGGAUUUGAUGGUAACAAAUGGUUGAAUGAUCUCUACGUUUUGGAUGUGGGGUUGCUCGAAAAUCGAACUAUAUAAGAAGAAAAUUAUUAAAGAGUCAUUUCAAACAUUCAUAAGAAUUUAUUUAAUAACCAAGAACUUAGUGACAUUGCAUUUGAAAUUGGUAAUUAGAAGAUUUAUGCUCAUAAAAUUUAUUUGGCUGCUCAAUCUCCUCAGUUCAAAGCUCUCUUUUUCUCUGAUACGAAAGAAAGCGAUUAACGUAUAUUUAUAGUAGAAAAUUACACUUAUAAAUCCUUCUAUAUUUUUCUACUUUUUGUUUACACUGGAUUUAUUAAUGUGGCUGAAUUGGAUAUUGAAUUAAUGGGCGAGAUUUUAAGUUUGGCUGAUCAAUAUUUAAUUGAUGGCCUUAAAAAUCUUAUGCAAAAAAGUAUUAAAAAGUACUUAAAUAAUGAAACAGUCUGCGAUCUAUUAAUAUUUGCAUAAAAAUGCUCAGCUCAUUCACUCAAAAAUGCUUGCAUGAAUCAUUUGCUCAAGAAUAUUUCUAUUAUAUCUGAAACUCCAAAAUAUGAAAAACUAGAAUUGCAACCAUCCUUACUUACUGAAAUAACAAGAGCAUUACUAUAACAUAAAGAAUGA
Paramecium tetraurelia is the source of this 2382-nucleotide messenger RNA. RefSeq lists its product as uncharacterized. Lineage: Eukaryota; Ciliophora; Oligohymenophorea; Peniculida; Parameciidae. Gene Ontology annotation, cellular component: Golgi apparatus. The transcript is spliced from 8 exons. The record is from RefSeq and is a predicted model, not a curated record. Gene Ontology annotation, molecular function: protein binding.